Rhodofomes roseus is the source of this 1005-nucleotide messenger RNA. RefSeq lists its product as uncharacterized. The record is from RefSeq and is a predicted model, not a curated record. The transcript is spliced from 3 exons. Lineage: Eukaryota; Fungi; Basidiomycota; Agaricomycetes; Polyporales; Fomitopsidaceae. The coding region runs from base 164 to 748 and encodes 194 amino acids.
GUGGUCCGCGCCACUGUCGGAUAUGUUGGCGCCUACCCUCAAGUCCGCUUCGUCGUUGAGAAUGCCUGCAUAAUUUGUGUGAACACUCGUCGCAUACCCAGAAUCAGUGUCCCAUCGGGCCUGAGCUUCGAGCCGGUCGACGCUCCGUGCCGCUGCGGAAGCCAUGAAAACGGACGUUAUCCUCCCGAUGACGGACGAAUGCAUGCAGCAAAUCGUGCAACGCGAAAAAACGUAUGAAUUUCGACGGUACAGGCUCAACGCCUCCGUCAAGCGAGUCUGGUUCUACCUGAAAGCACCCCUCAGUCACAUCUCGUACGUGUGCGAGAUCGACCCGGCGCGGACACGUCUGCCAGGCGACCCGCCGCUCCCCGAGGAUGGCAUAGGCAACAAGAAGUUCAACGAGAGACACCCGGAUAUGGAGAGGUGCGACUUCGCGUAUCGGGUUUUGAGCGUGCGGAAGCUGCCUAGACCGGUGUCGCUCGAGGAGCUCAAGAGGGUGUAUGGUGUUGGGAUUGCUCCCAGAGGAAGGAUAUAUGCACCAGUGAAGUUGCUUCACGAUGUGCCGUGGUCGUCCCAGGAACUCCUGUGGACUCAGGGUGGUACAACGUCGGAAGACCACGUUCCUAUGCGCGACGGCCCGGCACAUAGCGAUGCGAAGGCUGCGUCCUCGCAUGAGGUGCGUACCAUUGGCAUAGACGAUAAGAGUGGAUGUGCAUUGUCUUGCAGAACGAGGGUACGAAGCGAGUGAAGAAGCGCAGCGCUACGGCUAUAAACGCAGAAGAGUCGCAUCAGCCACCCAAGAAGCGGCGAGGGCCAUCAAGAGCAAGACACUAGCUGGCGAGAACGUGUGCCGUUGUCGGGUCCAAUGUACAUCGUCGCUGCGGCCGUUCAAGCGUGCCAUGUAAGGAAUCCAAUCUCCAUUCCAUGGUCUACAUGAAGUGCACGAAACACGGACUGCUCUGAUCUGUGUGAAAAGACGAGGGACGAACCCUGUCGCGCGUCGUC